CCAUAACAACGUGGUUUUAUUGAAAUUGCCAGUAGUUUUUAUGCGCGUUUCUAAAGCUGCAGUGAGUAUCUAUUAAUGUCAUUUUAAGCGUCGGAUCCAAAAUGGUAUUAUAGCUUACACAUACUAGCUGCCAUCCUUUAAAGGACACUCGGUCACAUACCCAAAGCUAGUUGUUUGUUAACCUAGCUCUGUUUUUACUCCACGGUAGCAACAUUUUUACAAUGAAGCACACGGACGAUAAGCAGCAGCAUCCCUCCCUCUAUUUAGGAGUUUGUUGCCAGAGUGAGGAACCUCGUCUUCCGCUGCACACCUCCAUAGCCCUGUUUCUUCUGUCGUACUGCGAGUGCAAGUCUUUCAAAGUUUUUCUGGUCUUCAGCAAACCUACCAGUUUCCAGACACUGAAGAGUCAGCUGCCGGAGUCUGUGGAUGUGUCUGACACUCAGCUGGAGGAUCUGCCCCAGUUGGUGAAAGGUUGCCGUCUCCCAGCUGUUUUGGAUGAGACGGGGCGGCUCUGCAGAGCUGGACUGGCAGUGGUCCUGAGACAUAUCAUCAACAAGACCUUAGAGGCCGACCCUUCUAGAAAUGAUGUGCUGGCACUGCUGGGCUUUAAGAAGACCUGUCUGAAGGCCUGUGCAGAGGUGAGCAAGUGGACCAGACUGUGUGAAAUUGGCAUCCCCUCUGCCGUAGAAGAACACCUCCAAAAUCCCACAAAUCAAUAUCAGCAGCUGCCUCUCUCCAUCCUCACCUUAGAGCAAAGGCUAGCGGAGCCUGUCAAAGUCCACAAUGAUGACAAAAUACGAAGGCAGAAACUCCAAGAGCAGAGGCAGAAUGAAAAGAAUGAGUCCCCUAGAGGCCAAGGAGAUGUUGACAAUGAGUCCAAACCUGGACAGUCGGCUCAGGUCUGUGAUACACUUGAGCUCAGGGCUGCUUUGGCCAAGCUGUCUGUGGAUUCAGUUCCAGCUUUGACCACUAGAGAGAACUCCGAGAUCAGGAAAGUGAAGACCACAGAUCUCCCUCCGCUGGAGCGCGUGUUUGCUGAAGGACUGUACUUCACUCUGACUGAUGUGGUGCUGCUGCCAUGCAUCUAUCAGUACCUGUGUUCCCUCCAGGCCCACGCUGCAGACACUCUUCAUCGGCUCCCCCACCUGCUGCAUUGGUACAGCCGUGUUCAGGAUGUACCAGGGGUCCUCCGGGCAGCCAAAGCUUGUGGCAUGGCUCUUUCAAUCCCCCAUGUUCCCACAUCCGGACUCCCAGAGCCGUCAGCAGAGGACAACCCAACUAGCCCCCCGGAGCAAGAAGAAAACCAGGAGAUGACCACAGACCAGCCUUUUGUCGGUGGCCCCAGACCCACAAUGACUAAACUUAAAGAAAAUGGUAUCGAGGCAGUCUUCGCUCCUCAUCCUUGCCCUGCCUGGACCCUCCCGUGGGACAGCUUACCAGGAGCUAUCAACCCCACUGAAGGGAAAAUGUCAAAUAUCCGUGCUGUCAGGAAGAGGCAACAGCUGAAUAACUUGGUUGCCACGGUUACAGAGCUAGCCAGGCCGGGGUACACCAUUGUGGAUUUCUGCAGUGGAACGGGCCAUGUAGGGAUUGUUCUGGCUCACACUCUUCCAGAUUGCCAGGUCAUCCUCAUAGAGAACAAAGAAGAAUCCUUGGUGAGGGCCCAGUGUCGCAGCGAAGAGCUCGGUCUGAAAAACAUCGGCUUCAUUCAGGCCAAUCUGGAUUACUUCACCGGACCUUUCCACAUCGGGGUGGCCCUCCAUGCGUGCGGCGUUGCAACAGACAUGGUGAUGGAGCAUUGCAUCCAGGCCGGAGCGUCCUUUGUCAUCAGCCCCUGUUGCUACGGCUUCAUCCAGAACGCCGUCAAGUUCACCUUCCCCAAGAGCAAAAGGUUCCAAGAAACUCUGACUUAUAAGGAACACAUGAUCCUCUGCCGUUUUGCAGACCAAACUGCCGUCCAGCUCCCUCCUGAGAGGCGACUCAUAGGUAAACAGUGUAUGGGCCUGGUAGACUUGGACCGGUCGUGGGCAGCUGAGACUCAGGGGUACUCGGUGCGGGUGAUGACUAUGGAGCCUGAAAGCUGCUCACCAAAAAACAACAUGCUAGUGGGAAGGCCGCCGCAGAAAAUUGGACUGGAAACCAGUGCUAGUCAACUGGAAGCACUGGUGCAUAAUUAGGACUGGAAGCACCGGUAUGCAGCAGAGCAUCUUCAGUAUGGUCGGGGUUUGAUAAAGUGCCCAGUCUCUGUGGCUUUAGGCUGUGUCAUGACGUCUCAACUAUUUUGUAUCCACCCUCAGCAUUUUCUUUUUAUUUAUUUCCUUUGAGUCCUUUUGUAAGAAAUGGCCUCGGAAAAUAAAAAAAAAGAUAUGUUUGCUUAUCAUUUCUGUA
Messenger RNA from Seriola dumerili (greater amberjack), 2388 nucleotides. RefSeq names its product glutathione S-transferase C-terminal domain containing (gene gstcd). The coding region runs from base 222 to 2177 and encodes 651 amino acids. The transcript is spliced from 11 exons. The record is from RefSeq and is a predicted model, not a curated record. Lineage: Eukaryota; Metazoa; Chordata; Actinopteri; Carangiformes; Carangidae.